AUGAACUUGUCUCUUCAGGAUCCGUUCACGGUCACGAAGGAAUACCCAGAUACUCUUCUACAGACAUUCCAGUACGGGCAUUCUGUCACGAUACAAUUCAACCAAAAAGGAGAUUACCUUGCAUCUGGCCUCAGUGAUGGUACUAUUGUCAUAUAUGAUCUUGUGACUAGUAGUCCUGUUGCUAUAUUAAGUCGUGGAGGACAUGUCAGACCCAUAACUUCACUUAAAUGGUCGAAAUGUGGCCGCUACCUACUAUCGUCUUCACAAGAUUGGUAUUGUAUUUUGUGGGAUUUAAGCAAAGCAAAUGUCGAUGUGGUGGACGAGAAUCCAGCGAUACUUCGAAAGGUCAAGUUUGAUAGCCCCAUUUGGCUGGCGUCGAUGCAUCCCCGAAACCACUUGAUGUUUACUGCAUCACUUUUUGAAGACGACCCAGUCUUUGUCAACAUGGAGUCGGAAUCUGAAAUAAAAGUGUCGAAGCUUCAAACAGAACCGUUCGAAAGUGGAGAAGGAGAAGACGACGAAGACCCUAAAAAGAAGAGUACAAAGCAUAUGACUUUGGUGACAGCAUUUACCUCUCUGGGAGACUACAUAUUCGCGGGAACUAGCAAAGGAUGGCUUAAUAUUAUUUCUACGGAGAGUCUAAAGACGGUUCAUCUGGUGAAAAUCACCAACAGCAAUAUCAAAACACUUGAGAUCUCCGUGAAUGGGCGCAAAUUGGCUGUGAACUCGUCUGACAGAAUCAUUCGUCAAGUUGAGUUGCCUGAUAUGAUCAAUAACAACAACCCCGAACUGUGGGAAUUCGAAAUAGAGCAUCGAUACCAGGAUAUGGUCAACAGACUCCAAUGGAAUACUGUGGCAUUCAAUCAUAAUUCUGAGUUUUUGGUGGCUUCGACAUUUGGUCAAAGCUCGCACGACUUGUAUGUUUGGGAGACUUCGAUGGGAUCAUUAAUCAAGAUUUUAGAAGGAAGCCAUGAAGAGCUCAUUGACGUCAAGUGGAAUAGUUCUAGGUGUAUGAUAGGGUCUACAGGACUAGACAGUGGAAGAAUUUACUUGUGGACAGUUCAGUUUCCGCUGAAGUGGAGCGCUUUGGCACCGGAUUUUGUUGAGAUUGAAGAGAACGAAGAGUACGAAGAAAAAGAGGAUGAAUUCGACAUUAUAGACGAGACGGACUUGAUCAAAAAGCGGUUGGAAGAGGAAGAUACAGUGGUGGACAUUUUAACCAAAGAGGUUGUCGAUGCGCGUGGUUUUGACACACAAGUCAAAUCUUUCGUGAUUCCUAUUAACUACGAAAAGCCAGUGACCACCUCCUUUUAA
Molecule: messenger RNA, 1314 nt
Organism: Clavispora lusitaniae ATCC 42720
Lineage: Eukaryota; Fungi; Ascomycota; Pichiomycetes; Serinales; Metschnikowiaceae
Gene: SWD1
Product: COMPASS subunit protein
Cellular component (GO): Set1C/COMPASS complex
Molecular function (GO): protein binding
Source: RefSeq, a predicted model, not a curated record